This is a messenger RNA of Klebsormidium nitens, 2136 nucleotides long. Lineage: Eukaryota; Viridiplantae; Streptophyta; Klebsormidiophyceae; Klebsormidiales; Klebsormidiaceae. The record is from the annotation of a GenBank genome assembly.
AUGGGGAGGUUGAUGGCCCUGAUACAAAAACAGGCUCGCAACAAGAAAGGUUCUGGAAUUCAGAGCGGGAAAUCUGACAAACGCGCUGUAUUAGAGUUUCAGUACCGGAGAGCUGUGAAGAACAAGGAAAAGUGGGCCAAGGAGAAGCUUCAAAGUAGGCUGAGCGCAAGAGAGAAACAGAAAAAGAACAAAGAGGUUCAAGAUGCAAUUAAUGCUGGACAGAAGAGGCGGCAGAAACUCAACGAAGAAGAGGCGGCUACCGUGCGCAGACAGGUUGCACUGGGAGAGAGAGCUGCAAUGGGACGGGAGCUCAGCAAGCAAGGGAAGGGGAAGAAGAAGAACAAUCCCAACCAAAACACGGGAACUCAGGACGUGAGCCACAUUGAAAUGGUUCAAGGACUCAAUAGACAAGGCAAGCAGAACAGUCCUGGGCAGUCUGCAAAAGCGCUUGAACCGACCGAGACAGCCCGGAACAACCCUCUCUUUGAGAGCAACGUGCAUAAUGGGCAGCAAUCUGCGACCCUCUUGGCACCUCAACAGAUGCUUGGAGGAUCCGUGGUGACCAGUCACGACAAUCCACUCUUCAAACCGGGCACCCCAGACGUGAGGAGCAGCUUACGGCUCCUUAAGAGCUCUCAAGGGAAGAGGUCGUUGAGGCCAGUUGCUACCCUGCCCGACUACCUAGAACCGCAGCCGCCUGCCGCGAGAAAACGACGGGAUGAAGCACGGACAAUCGACAACGACAUCUACAACAGUUUACAAGAGAUGGAUCUAGCAAAGAUAGCAGAAAACGAGGAGAGGGAGGUGGUAGAACGUCUCGAGCAACUCCGAUUCGCCCGUCCUGCAAUCCCGAAACUUCGACGUCGCCCCUUUUUCUAUGAAGUCGGUGCUGCAGUGUCCUCGCCCGACGAGAACGGGUGGGAUGAUCAUGCGGAGGCUAAGCUGAUUGAGACCGAACUUCCGAUGCCCCGCAAGGGUCACCCGCUCACUGAUCGCAUCUACCUGCGUGAACGGCAUCCAAGAGCUAGUGAGAAUCUGCCUGCCCCGUACAAAUCGACGGCCCUGCCUUAUCGGCCACGUGCUACAAAGCUGCCAGUUUUUGACACUCGCAACCUACCAGUACCCAGCAGUAUUGUGGUGCCCCCGCUGAGGAAAAGGCGCUCUACGUGGUACGAGGAUCUUCCACCUACAAGCAAUCUGAACGUCCCUACCUUGCGGACUAGGAGGGCUGGUCAUCCUGUUGAUAUCCUUCCACCCACAACCAUUGAUGUUGCCACCACACCCCAAAGAACUCGACAUGAAUUGCUUGUGAAGGAACUUCCGCCACCUAACUACAACAUGACCACUCCGCUCAGAGAACGUCGUCAAGGACUUGUGAACAAUGAACUAUUCCCGACACACAACAACCGCUCUCCCGGACCCCCUGACGACCUGCCGUCAUUGAGUGGUCCUUUUGUCACGCCGCUCCGGAUACGGCGUGCCGAAGACAUGCUCACAGUCGCAUCAACUUCCAGUGGCCUCCUACCCCCAAUCCAAGCGAGAGAGUUUAAGAACCUUCGAGGCAAGAGAGGGCCAGUAAACAAUCUGGCCUUCAAGAAGCAGAACAACGCAGGGCCCCAACCGGACAUUGGGCCGACAGGUGCAUUCCCUCAGGGACGGAUCACAGGAAAGCUGGAAAGGUCGCUUGCAUUCAAGAAGCGUAACAAUCAGAGGCCUCUCCUGAAACAUGGCUCGACCAUGGCCAAAAAGCCAAGCAGCUGGUCUCCGUUUGGGAGCCGAACAAAAGGGUACACGAGGAUUGAGACAGACUCUGGAGGUGACGGCAGCUCGAAACAGGCGUCCGGCUGGUUCAAGGGCUGGUCAAAAAGGGGAGGGUACCCGAGUACUCCAAAACUUGAUCCCAACAAGCAAGCCCCCAAUGGAAGAUUUGACAAGUCCCAGCACAAGAGCUCAAGGGACUCGGGGGGUGACGGGAGCUCGAAACAGGCGUCCGGCUGGUUCAAGGGCUGGUCAAAAAGGGGAGGGUACCCGAGUACUCCAACACUUGAUUCCAACAAGCAAGCCCCCAAUGGAAGGUUUGACAAGUCCCAGCACGAGAGCUCAAGGGACUCGGGGGGUGACAGGAGCUCGAAAUAG